Messenger RNA from Cavia porcellus (domestic guinea pig), 3257 nucleotides. RefSeq names its product tRNA-histidine guanylyltransferase 1 like (gene Thg1l). NCBI's taxonomy places the organism in Eukaryota, Metazoa, Chordata, Mammalia, Rodentia, Caviidae. The transcript has 6 exons. The coding region runs from base 35 to 931 and encodes 298 amino acids. Gene Ontology annotation, biological process: tRNA modification. Gene Ontology annotation, molecular function: tRNA guanylyltransferase activity; magnesium ion binding. The record is from RefSeq and is a predicted model, not a curated record.
GGACUACUUAGUCCCCUCCCUUCCCGCUGUCUGCAUGUGGCCUCCCGGCUCCUUUAAGGUUCGGUAUUGCUUGGCACCUACUUAUCUGGCUCUGAGACGGUGCCUGAGAUUGGGAGUGCUCAUGGCAAAAAGCAAGUUUGAAUACGUGCGGAACUUCGAGGCUGACGACACCUGCCUCCCUCACUGCUGGGUGGUGGUGAGGCUCGAUGGCAGGAGUUUCCAUCGGUUUGCUGAGAAGCACAACUUUGUGAAACCUAAUGACAGCCGUGCUCUCCACCUGAUGACCAAAUGUGCUCAGACUGUAAUGGAAGAACUGGAAGAUAUUGUGAUUGCAUAUGGACAGAGUGACGAAUACAGCUUUGUGUUCAAGCAGAAGAGCAACUGGUUUAAAAGAAGAGCCAGUAAGUUCAUGACUCACGUGGCCUCCCAGUUCGCUUCCAGCUAUGUGUUUUACUGGCGGGAUUAUUUUGAGGAUCAGCCCCUCCUGUACCCCCCAGGCUUUGAUGGAAGAGUUGUGUUGUAUCCUAGCAACCAGACCUUAAAGGACUACCUCAGCUGGCGGCAAGCAGAUUGUCACAUCAAUAAUCUUUAUAAUACAGUUUACUGGACACUUAUACAACAAUCUGGAUUAACACCCGAACAAGCCCAGGAGAGAUUAAAGGGAACCCUGGCAGCAGACAAGAAUGAGAUUUUGUUUUCUCAAUUCAAUGUCAACUACAACAACGAGCCACCGAUGUACAGGAAAGGGACGGUGCUGAUAUGGCAGAAGGUGGAUGAAGUCAUGACAAAAGAAGUUAAACUGCCAGCAGAAAUAGAAGGCAAAAAGAUGGCAGUGACACGGACCAGGAUGAGGCCGGUGCCUCUGCACUGCGAUAUCAUUGGUGAUGCUUUCUGGAAAGAACACCCAGAGAUCCUCGAUGAAAACAGCUGACCCUUCACUCUAAUCUUGGCAUACUUAACCAUGCAAGGCCCCCAGAUCGCUUUUCUUUGGUGACCCUAACAUUCUUGCCAUCCAGAACACUGGGUCAGGGGGGACAUGACUCCAGGUGGGAGGGAACAGGAUGGAAGGAAUGGGUAGGGUGAUGCCUUUUGUCCUGCUUGAGCAAAUCCCUCUUUUUGUGAUGACAGAACAUGACUUCUUUGAGUUUUUUCUUUUUUAUCGCGGUACUAUUUUUAUAAAGGAAGAACUAUUUCAUGCCUUGUAGGAAGAAUCAUUUUUAGAUUGUGACAUAAGUCUUACAAAACCCCAUCAGCUCUUUUCAUCUAUGAUAGAAGAGGAGCCCAAACUUUACUCUCUCCCACCUGCUCUUACCUGGAGAACCCAGUGAUUUUGAAGAAUCUCAUGUCUGCCACCCAUGCGUAUGCCUUCACCUUUGGCAGAGCCACAAAUAUAGCUUCAUACUUGUCUGAUGCCUCUGAAUUUGCAAAUUCUAGGGGAAGACGAAGGGCUUUGUGUCAGUCUCCAAAUUUCCAGCUUUGGCUAAACAGAUGAGUAAUGGUUUCGCUAUCCUUGGUGUACACAUCCCAUGUGUUGCUUUUAUGGAAUCCUCAGCAUGAUAACAGCAUCUUCUUGGUAGGGCCAGUGUUUCCAAAGGCACUUGCCUCUUUCCAAGCAGAGGAGGAUGUCUGCGAGAGAAGAAGAUGUGUGACAAGGAAUGAAUCAGAACGAAGACACAUGUACUUUCUGUCUUCUCUGGUACUUGCUUUAAAAGCUGUCUUCUUGUUGGACUUGGUGAAAAGAUUCAUAAACAGUCUGUAUAUAAUCAGAACAAUGAAAUUUGAACUCCAGAGCAGAGGGGUCGGAUGCCUCUUGGGUCCCAGGCUGCAGAUGUUAGUGGAGUCAGUAGCUCCACGUGCCUCUGGGCCAAUGGAGAUCGGAUCAGAACAGCAGAGAACAUCAGUGUUAAGUGUUAGUCUCACGUUACCAAGCUGUUGGACUCUGAAAUGGGAGGUCAUGGGUUUGUGGUGGAAUAACUCCCAUUUCCUUCUGUCCUUGUUUCAUAUUUUAAAGGAAAAUGAUUAUUUGGGUCUAUUAACAGUUACUUAAGAGACCGCCCACAUCCCAAUGCCUGGUCUUGCUUUGCAGAAUUUAUAGCCAAGAAAAUGUAUUUUUCAAAGAGCAACGGCUGGCCUCAUCCUUCACUAAUUGACACCCCAUCUGUCGAUGCUACUUUUUUCCUUCCUGUUUUCCCCCCACUCCCCAGGAAGAGUUUGGGUUUACUAAUUGCAAAAAUCUCUUUGAGAAAAAAACAAGGACUAAAACUCCCUGGGCCUUCUUACUGAUUUAUUUCAUAAUACAAGCAGUAUGUAAGUGACUUCUGUGUCUCUCUUUGGUGAGCCAAGAUGCUAUCCCCUUAUCACAAUAGGUUCACACUUAAGAGAUUGAAAAACACUUACUUGGAAGUCUAAAUGCCCAUUUGAGGUUCCCUGAAUAUUUGGGGCUCAGCAGUCUGAUGUUUUACCCCAGAGACUUUGGGCUUCUGGUGCAUAUGGUUGAUGUACUGUAUAACUGGACAGACAAGGCCCUCAGCAUCCUGAUAGUCUAAUGAGCCCAAAACAAUGUAACUCUUGAUUGGAAAAUUUCACUUAAUGGUAAAUUGAUAGCAUUUUAUAUCAAUUAUUUACAAGCAAGUAGACAUUAAGCUAUAAAGUUUCAGGACUGAUCGACCUAGAGAAAAUAUUUGUCAUAAUAAAUCCAGGUGGUUCUGUAGCUUUUGAGUUUUGUUCAGGCAGAGGUUUUAAACAGAGUAAUAAACUGGGUUUAAUACAGUGCCAUAAAGAAACCAUUAAAAUGCCUAGAAGUUGCUGCCUGAUUGUUUUUAUCUUUGCGGAGAUACUUAUUCAUUCCGGAGUGUAAUUCACUGUUGCAUAUUAAUUUUUAUCUUGCUCUCUAAGGUACUCUGUAGUAUUCUCUUGGUCUUUUCCAAACGUUAAGGAAACAAGUACACACACACACACACACAAAAAAAAACCCAGCCAAUGCAGUUAUUGCUGGUUGACAACUGGGAGAGCAACUGCAGUUAGAAAAGUGAUUUUUUUGUGGUUUGUAAGGGACUGGGAACAUCUCUGCCCUAUUGGGUAAGGAAGUAAUAAUUGUAUCUAGAGGCGACUCAUUUUAACUUCCGAAAACAAGUACUGUGAUGAUGGGAGGCUAGAGACUAAGAACUGGAACAGAUCAGAUCUUGGGAACCCACAGCUCCUCCAGUUCUUUACCAAUGCUCAGAAAAUAGCAAUAAAAUUAUUUUUCCAUUUCUCCA